This is a messenger RNA of Talaromyces rugulosus, 1581 nucleotides long. RefSeq lists its product as uncharacterized. NCBI's taxonomy places the organism in Eukaryota, Fungi, Ascomycota, Eurotiomycetes, Eurotiales, Trichocomaceae. The record is from RefSeq and is a predicted model, not a curated record. Bases 1 to 1581 code for a protein of 526 amino acids. The transcript is spliced from 10 exons. Gene Ontology annotation, cellular component: membrane. Gene Ontology annotation, biological process: carbohydrate transport; transmembrane transport. Gene Ontology annotation, molecular function: carbohydrate:proton symporter activity.
AUGAGGUUUUCUUGGACGAUUUACUUGUAUGGCAUUGCUCCUUGUACGGGAGGGCUAGCAUUCGGCUAUGAUACCGGAUCUAUGAGUGGAAUCCUCGCGAUGCCCCAGUUUCUCUCUUACAUGAACUCCCCAAGCAACUUUUUGCAAGGAGGUAUCACCGCUUCUAUACAAGCAGGCGCGUUUGCCGGAUCCCUUUUGACUGGCGCACUUUUGGCCGAUAGAUUCGGACGUAAGAAGACGAUCUUGAUUGGGUCUGCGAUUUUCACCAUCGGUAUUAUUAUCUCAACUGUGGCAAACAAUGUCAUCGCUUUGGUGGCCGGCCGAGUUAUCAACGGUUUGGGAAAUGGCUGUCUAGCCAUGAUGGUCCCCAAUUAUCAGAGUGAAAUCUCACCGCGGGAGAUCCGUGGUCGUAUUAUCUCUGCACAACAAUGCUUUAUCAACCUGGGCAUACUUAUCGCGUUUUGGAUCCAAUAUGGUACAAGCCAUAUCGAUGGACAGGCCUCAUGGCGUAUCCCCAUUGGAUUGCAGAUGAUCCCCACGAUUGUUCUUCAUGUGACAAUGUAUUUUUUGCCAGAGUCUCCUCGAUGGCUGGUUUCCCAGGAUCGGCAGUCAGAUGCACUCCAUGUUCUUGCACGUCUUCACUCAAAGGGAGACAUUGAAAACCCAUACGUGCGCGCUGAGCUAGCUGAAAUAGUGGCUAAGAUACAAUGGGAGAAAAGCAACCCCCCUCCCACAUACGGUUCGAUGCUUUUUGGUUCGGAUUCGAGACGGACAUGGCUUGCGAUCGGUGUGCAAUUUUGGCAGCAAGUAACCGGGAUCAACGUGAUCAUGUAUUACGCUGUGUUUCUCUUCCAACAAGCAGGUUUGAAUGACACUUCUGCUUCCCUUUUGGCCAAUGGACUUCAAGGCGUUGUCCUGAAUGUCUUCACCUGGCCAGAUAUGUACUAUAUGGACACAUGGGGUCGACGUACACCUAUGAUACUCGGUGGAUUCGGCAUGGGGGUAGCUAUGAUGCUGAUAGGGGUCAUCAUGAAAACAAAGGGCGACCCCAUCUACGAUCCGGUGACAAAGAAGACCAAUUUCCAUUUUGCCGAUAAGAACGCAUCCAAUGCAACGAUUGCGUUUGUUUAUAUAUACGUCAUGGCUUUUGCCCUGUCCUGGGCCUGUGUUGCAUGGGUUUAUCCUGCCGAGCUGUUUAGCACAAACAUGCGUGGACGAGGAACUUCCUUUUCAUCAGCGACCAACUGGUUCGUGAACUUUUGGUUUGCUUUGUAUAUCCCAACGGCGAUGGAUAAAAUCUCAUGGAAAUUAUACAUUAUUUUCAUGGCUCUGUGCUACCUUAUGGCUGUUGUCAUCUUCCUCUUUUAUCCUGAAUCGGCAGGAAAAACCUUGGAAGAAAUGGACUUCCUUUUCGCAAAAAAUCGCACUGCUUUUGUUUUCCUCGACAAAUCGGCCACUCGGAUUGGCGCUAUAUUUGACCGUGACAUGACACAUGGCGAGGCUCUCACGGCUUUUGAUUCUGCUAAAGCAUUGGAUACUGAGCAGGGCGUACACUUGGAGCAUGCGAGAUCGAGUGUUUAA